This is a messenger RNA of Ostrea edulis (European flat oyster), 1859 nucleotides long. Its product is annotated as nucleolar complex protein 4 homolog B-like. The transcript has 13 exons. The coding region runs from base 46 to 1584 and encodes 512 amino acids. Lineage: Eukaryota; Metazoa; Mollusca; Bivalvia; Ostreida; Ostreidae. Gene Ontology annotation, cellular component: Noc4p-Nop14p complex; small-subunit processome; nucleolus. The record is from RefSeq and is a predicted model, not a curated record. Gene Ontology annotation, biological process: ribosome biogenesis.
CCGAGGAAGAGAAUAAGAUAUUUUCAUUGGUUUAAUUUUCACAAUAUGGAGGACAACGAUGAAACAUGUGUUAUUUCAGAGAUAAAAACCAAAACACACCAAUGUUUUGAAAGUAGAAAACAUGCCAAUUGCCUUUUGGAUAUCAUUGGGCAUUCUGAGACAAACAGUAAAACAGUUUUAUUAGCAUGCAUUCGAUCCUUCCACAAAUUGUUUACAAAAUACCUUUCUUCUGGAGAAUUAUUCCUGGAUAUUCCAAGUGAUCUCAAAGACACAGAUCUUACAAAAGAAGAAAAAUACAAAGGUUGGCUAAAGGAGCGAUAUAAAGAUGUUGUUACCAGGCUGAUUCAGCUACUUCACCAUGAAAAUCCAAAUAUCAGGGAGCUGUCUUUGUGCACACUGAUGAAGUUUGUGUUGGAGGAGGGCCAGCUUCCAGUGGCUAAACACACACCAAGCAGGACUCAUUUCCCUCUAGCCUUGUUUAGGAGAGUUGUUCAUUCAUUGACCUCCGAAUCAAUUGAUCUGAGUGCUCUGAUUGGUCGAUUUCAAGAGUACUUGGCAUAUGAUGAUGUUCGAUACCAUCUCAUGAGAAUUCUUCACAAACAAAUAGCAUCCAAGGCACAGGGGCCUUUGACUGAUGUCUAUCUAAAUAACAUUCUGAUGCUGCUUGAACAGAUAAGUUUCACAUCUGUUGGAAGUGAGAAUUCUGAGGAACUGCAUCAUUUUUUGACAAAGUACCCAGAAAGUGAAAAUGCACUUAAAGUCAAAAGCUUAGAUGAACAGAAGAAAGUAUUUACAAAUUUAUGGAUUGAUUUUUUACAGUUAAAGCUUCCUAACUCAGUGUACAAGAGGGUGUUGAUCAAUCUCCACGACAACGUGAUGCCACACCUGACUAAUCCGCUAUAUCUGAGCGACUUCCUCACAGCGUCUUAUGAUGUCGGGGGCGCCAUAAGCUUGUUAGCCCUGAAUAGUCUCUUUGUUCUAGUACAUAAACACAACCUAGACUACCCAGAUUUUUAUGAGAAGCUGUAUGCAUUGUUUGAACCCAGUGUCCUACAUGUGAAGUACAGAGCCCGCUUCUUCCAUCUCUGUGACCUAUUUUUAUCAUCAACCCACUUACCAGCUGCAAUGGUGGCAGCUUUUGCGAAGAGACUUGCUAGGAUCUCUUUGACAGCCCCAGCAAAUGCUCUGGUGAUAACUAUACCAUUCAUAUAUAAUCUGAUCAACAGACACCCCAACUGUAAAGUACUCAUCAACAAGGACACUCCCACUGAAUUGUUGGAGGACCCUUACAGCCAGGAAGAACCAGAUCCUGUCAAGAGCAGAGCAAUAGAAAGUUCACUUUGGGAACUGAAGACACUGCAGAGCCACUUUCAUCCCGAUGUAGCUAAAAAAGCCCAGAGAAUAGACCAGCCCUUGUCAAAGGAAGAAAUUCCAUUGGGGGACCUUCUGGAAACUUCGUACAAUGAUCUUUACGCAAAAGACACAAGAAAGAAAGUAAAGCAUUCUCCAAUGAACUUUAACCUGCCAAAGGGAAUUAUGGGACUUCCAAGUGACAAACUGAACCUGUGCUGGACAUUGGAGUGAUUUUUUUGAAUUUAAAAAAUAUUGUAAUGUUGAUAUACUUGUUAUGUUUUCAACAAAAAGAAAUUAAUUAGAACGUGGAAAUUUUAUUUUGAAUGAUGAUAAUUUUUUUAAAAUGUAACCACUUACAUAAUAAAUUAACAGAUUUGGGGAGAAAAACCAUGCAUACAAGCAUUUGGCUGCAGAGUAAAAAUGCUACAACUGUUAAAAAAAACUGUUGUGUAUAGAUUUGUGCAAUACUUCUGUUCAAUAUUUUAUGACUAAAGGGCUGACAUAAG